This is a messenger RNA of Anarrhichthys ocellatus (wolf-eel), 3153 nucleotides long. RefSeq names its product cholinergic receptor, nicotinic, beta 5a (gene chrnb5a). Gene Ontology annotation, cellular component: postsynaptic membrane. The record is from RefSeq and is a predicted model, not a curated record. The transcript is spliced from 8 exons. Gene Ontology annotation, molecular function: transmembrane signaling receptor activity; acetylcholine-gated monoatomic cation-selective channel activity. Gene Ontology annotation, biological process: monoatomic ion transmembrane transport. The coding region runs from base 733 to 2259 and encodes 508 amino acids. NCBI's taxonomy places the organism in Eukaryota, Metazoa, Chordata, Actinopteri, Perciformes, Anarhichadidae.
UGAAUCUUGUUCACUCCGGUCCGCAACUCAAGAAGCACACUAACUCAAUCCCCCCCACCCACACACACAUCCGGCUUCUCCUCCGGGCAACACAGACUUUCAUAGUAAUCCGUCGCUGGCCUCCGACAUAAACCGCAAGUAGUUACCGGAGGUAGCACGUGCACAACGAGCGUCUUGUCAGUGCGUCCUGCACUUUCUGCAACUGCGGCAAUUUCUCUACGCACUAGAACUUGUCCGCGCUUCACCGGAGGAGAGCGAACCUGACGCAGGUGAGCGCUGCUGGUUUGAUCCACAGAUGAAGACGUUCAGAGAUUUUGGAGCGGCAUGAACACAACACCCGGACACUUAUUUGGACUCGUGGAUUUGGAUGGAGAGCGGUUUACAUGUGAUCGUGGCUGAGGCGGCGGUGCGCAAUGGUCAGCCCAGCUCCUCUAGUGGUCGGCUAUGAAAUAAGAGACCAACAUGUAAUCUUUGGCAAAUAAACAUUUGAAACAAAUGUCCUGUUUAGUAUAUUUCAGAAGUUUCUGUCAUUAUUGCGCUGCUGAAUAUUCAGGCAAAAGACGACGAACCGAAGCAGGUGUGAGUGAACCAGCGCAGAGAAGCGAAGGAACCAGAUCCGCAUCACGACGGAACAUAAACACUGCUGACCAGAGCUGCUCACGGUGAAGCACUUCUUCUGUUUGGAGGACAACAGAACAAAGUACCAAGUCUGUUGAAGGAAUCAGAAAGGAGAUGACUGCCAACACUGUCCUCCUGCUCUUCUUUCUCUCGCACACAGGCAGCAGGGCAGAGAAUGCAGAGGAGCGGCUGGUGAACUAUCUGUUGGGUCCAGAGCGCUACAACAAGCUGAUCAGACCAGCUGUCAACAAGAGCCAACAGGUCACCAUCUCUAUUCAGGUGUCUCUGUCGCAGCUCAUCAGUGUCAAUGAGAGAGAACAGAUAAUGACGACCAACCUGUGGCUGUUUCAGGAGUGGAAUGACUACAGGCUUAGAUGGGACCCAGAGAAGUACGAAGGCAUCAAGAAACUACGAAUACCAUCCAAACACAUCUGGCUUCCUGAUAUAGUGCUCUACAACAAUGCUGAUGGCGUGUACGAGGUUUCCUUCUAUUGCAAUGCUGUGGUCUCCAACACAGGAGACAUCUUCUGGCUUCCCCCGGCCAUCUACAAGUCGGCCUGCGCCAUCGAGGUGCAGAACUUUCCCUUCGACCAGCAGAACUGCACUCUCAAGUUCCGCUCCUGGACUUACGACCACACGGAAGUCGAUCUGAUGCUCACAAGCGACUUUGCCAGCCGCGAUGACUUUACGCCGAGCGGAGAGUGGGACAUCGUCUCGCUUCCCGCGCGCAAAAACGAGGACCCUGAUGACAUCACCUACCUGGAUAUCACCUAUGACUUUGUGAUCAAGAGGAAGCCACUGUUUUACACCAUUAACCUGAUCAUCCCAUGUGUGCUGAUCACAUCGCUGGCUAUCCUGGUGUUCUACCUGCCGUCAGAUUGUGGGGAAAAGAUGACGCUGACCAUCUCCGUGCUGCUGGCUCUCACUGUGUUCCUGCUGCUGAUAUCAAAGAUCGUGCCACCCACCUCUCUCGCAGUGCCACUCAUAGGUAAAUACCUGAUGUUCACCAUGGUGUUGGUCACUUUCUCCAUUGUGACCAGUGUCUGUGUCCUCAAUGUGCAUCACCGUUCCCCGUCCACCCACCACAUGCCCGACUGGGUUAAACGCUUCUUCUUAGUCCGCCUCCCCACCCUCCUCUUCAUGAGGCGUCCGGGAUCUUCCAACGUCCGUGAUAAACUCUGCAAGAAGUAUGCAAACCGGAGUACCGCCGAGAAAAAUAACUCCCAGAGCGGCACAGACAAGAGGCAGUAUUCAAACGUCAGACUCGGUGGGAUCCGAACAGAUGCCGACUCUUUCUACGUGAAUGAGGACUUGGCACACAAGUUUUGCUGGAAGGUGGACGACAUCCCAGAUGGGGGUGGUGGGUUUUCAGACUUCCGGAGGCCUUCGGGUGUUCAGUGGGAUGCAGAUGUGGAGGAGGCGGUGGAUGGAGUAAGAUACAUCGCUGAACACAUGAAGACAGAAGAUGACGAUGAAGGGAUCAUAGAAGACUGGAAGUACGUGGCCAUGGUGAUAGACCGUCUGUUCCUGUGGAUCUUCAUCCUGGUGUGUCUGGUGGGAACUCUGGGGCUCUUCAUGCAGCCGCUGUUCCAAAGCUAUAACACACCCACAGCUGAUGACCCAGAGUACGGAGAUUUCUAAGAUUUGUGACAUGAGAUAGAAAACCACCAAAUAAUCGUCUCCCAUAGAAACUAUAAGUGAGAAGCUGCACCAGGUCUGAUACGAACCUGAUCCAUGCAGCUGUGUUUGUAACAGUGGACCUAAAAUAAAACACCUCUGCUCUCCUCUGCAGCACUGUUGAUGUGAAAAAUACGACAUUAUAUGAAUUAUUGGCACAGUACAAUGGACCACAUUUCCUCCUGCCUCAAACCAAACUUCAUUGUAACAACGCAAGAACAAUGUGUCCUAUCCACCUUUUCUCUUCAUAAAGAUAUGAAUCCAUCACCUCUCUCGCUCUGUCCUUCUUCAUGUUCUGCUUCAGAGCGCUGGGCCUCAUCUCCACAAUCCAGCGUUGUAAUCGUUACCGCUUUGCUUCAUUUUGAAGAAUGUGUAUUUUCUCCUCAUCACUUUCCACUCUUAGCAGCACCAGGUUACAUACAGUGUUCAGAAUAAAUAUGACACUGACUGUAUUCUAUUACAUGUUGAAUAAAGAGGUCUGUAUUGUAUGUGCUAUUCCCUCACUCUCAUCUUCCACUUUCUUCCUCACAUCUUCCCAUUUACUUAAAGACUCUACCAACACUCAGCCCAGUGACUCCUGUGUGCUUAAAAAUUACAUUACCGACAAACAUUUCCCAAUUAAUACAAGUGUCAUUUCUGAAUGCAUUUGUACUUCCAUGGGCCGACUGGUGUCAUAUUACUGUAGUUUGUUAUCAAAAUCAACUUGCAGACACUUGAAAAUUGCUCAAUAUAGCGAAUGCAUCACAGUGAAACAUAUACAGCACUGGUGUUUAUUGAAGCUAAAUGCAAUGUUAGAGUUUUUAUUGUGUUAAAAUCCACAGACCUGGUAUAGUCCUGAAGUUGGUCUAAAUGAAGGUU